UAGCAAAUGUUGACAGUGACGCUACUUCCGCUUUUAUGUACGUGGUAAUGUCAAGACGCUAGCUGAAAAGAAAACGAACAUGGAGGAGAUCGGGGUGAUUGUUGAAAAAGCUCAGGACGAGGUGCCUGCCAUGCUCACCUCAAGGCCGCAGACUGGCCUUUCCUUUUUGGCCCCCGAACCCGAGGACCUGGAGGACUUAUACAGCAGAUACAAGAAGUUGCAGCAGGAGCUGGAGUUCCUGGAGGUGCAGGAGGAGUACAUCAAAGAUGAGCAGAAGAACCUGAAGAAGGAGUUCCUGCACGCCCAGGAGGAGGUGAAGAGAAUACAGAGCAUCCCCCUGGUCAUCGGCCAGUUCCUGGAGGCUGUGGACCAGAAUACUGCCAUCGUCGGCUCCACUACAGGCUCAAACUACUACGUGCGGAUCCUGAGCACCAUCGACCGGGAGCUGCUGAAGCCCAACGCCUCAGUGGCCCUGCACAAGCACAGCAACGCCCUGGUGGACGUGCUGCCCCCCGAGGCUGACAGCAGCAUCAUGAUGCUCACCGCAGACCAGAAGCCGGACGUCAUGUACGCUGAUAUUGGGGGGAUGGACAUCCAGAAGCAGGAAGUUAGAGAAGCGGUGGAACUCCCUCUUACACACUUUGAGCUCUACAAACAGAUCGGUAUUGACCCCCCCAGGGGUGUGUUGAUGUACGGCCCUCCGGGCUGUGGGAAGACCAUGCUGGCCAAGGCUGUGGCACAUCACACUACAGCCGCGUUCAUUCGUGUGGUGGGGUCAGAGUUUGUGCAGAAGUAUCUGGGGGAGGGGCCCCGCAUGGUGCGUGAUGUCUUCCGGCUGGCCAAGGAGAAUGCCCCCGCCAUCAUCUUCAUCGACGAGAUCGACGCCAUCGCCACCAAGCGCUUCGACGCACAGACCGGAGCUGAUAGAGAGGUUCAGAGGAUCCUGCUGGAGCUGCUGAACCAGAUGGACGGUUUUGACCAGAACGUCAAUGUGAAGGUGAUCAUGGCCACCAACCGGGCUGACACCCUGGACCCGGCGCUGCUGCGGCCCGGUCGUCUCGACCGUAAGAUCGAGUUCCCGCUGCCCGACCGCAGGCAGAAGCGCCUGGUCUUCUCCACCAUCACCAGCAAGAUGAACCUGUCUGAGGAAGUGGACCUGGAGGACUACGUUGCCCGGCCAGACAAGAUCUCGGGAGCCGACAUCAACUCCAUCUGCCAGGAGGCUGGCAUGCUGGCGGUGAGGGAGAACCGCUACAUCGUGCUGGCCAAGGACUUUGAGAAGGCCUACAAGACCGUCAUCAAGAAGGACGAACAGGAGCACGAGUUCUACAAGUAGCCAGGGCACCGGAGCCCCUCGGUCACCACUUACUACUCUGUUUGUUUUGUUCGCAUUUUGUGUUUUCAUUACAUGUCUGUGCCUGCAGUGCAUUGUGGGUGGCUGACAGACUGCCGCCUACUCUCAUCCAUCUGGGACUGUUAUCCAAUCGGCUUGGCAGCCCUUCUGUGCACACACACACACACACACACGCGCACACGAGCACAACCACCCUGAGGAAGGGCUGUCCGUUUUGCUGUCUCGGUGGGGUGGGGGGUGUUUCCACCUGUGUGUGUGUAAUGGGUCUACUACUGCCCUUAAAAUUGAACCAUUAAAUCUGUUUUCCAAAAAAAGAAA
This is a messenger RNA of Conger conger (European conger), 1672 nucleotides long. RefSeq names its product proteasome 26S subunit, ATPase 4 (gene psmc4). Gene Ontology annotation, molecular function: proteasome-activating activity; ATP binding; ATP hydrolysis activity. NCBI's taxonomy places the organism in Eukaryota, Metazoa, Chordata, Actinopteri, Anguilliformes, Congridae. Gene Ontology annotation, biological process: proteasome-mediated ubiquitin-dependent protein catabolic process. Bases 80 to 1336 code for a protein of 418 amino acids. The record is from RefSeq and is a predicted model, not a curated record. The transcript has 11 exons. Gene Ontology annotation, cellular component: proteasome regulatory particle, base subcomplex.